Molecule: messenger RNA, 3352 nt
Organism: Dreissena polymorpha
Lineage: Eukaryota; Metazoa; Mollusca; Bivalvia; Myida; Dreissenidae
Exons: 7
Coding region: 58-1185 (375 amino acids)
Source: RefSeq, a predicted model, not a curated record
UGUUCCAUCCUGUCAAUGGAUACAAAGUAGGCAUCGCUGCAAGAAGUUAUGUAAAACAUGGCGUUAUUCUUGUUCUGCUACAUGAUAGGACUAUGUUCAGUAUUAUCAGAAUAUAUGGAUGAAGUUUUCGUACCGUCAUGCGAAAACAUGUCCCUGACCUAUCAUCCACUAAAACACAUUGUCGAAGGCAACUCUCUGACCUUAAAGUGUUCAGGAGGCAGGGACAUAAUGUGGUAUUAUUACCUAAGCAACGGUCUCAUAGCAGUAGAUGUUACAAAUGCGUCUCUUCUGCAAGAGACACACCAGCAACAAUGCAAUCGCACCAUUUGGAUUUCAACCUUGACUUUGACACUGACCAAGCAGAUGAACUUGUUCAGAGUGAGAUGCACAACUAGAGCCUUUAUCCCGAAUGAUGAAGAUCGCCGAGGGUUUAUGGAAACACCACAAAUCCAUGUUCUGUACAAACCGACAGAAGUAACCAUCACUAUAAAGCCAGAUAACGUGCUAAUCGAAGAAGGUUCAGUGAACCUCAAACUAAAGUGUCAUGCUGAUGGCAGUCCAAGACCGUCAUACCAAUGGCUGUUCCAGCCUUUAGAUCGAAGGUUUGGUUUAACCAUUCUGAAAAACAAGAUCUUCGUCAGGGGUAAAGAUAUCCAGCUCACAAAAAGGAACCUGUGUGACUCUUUUACGUAUAACUCGCAAUACAUACAUCGCUCAAAUAAUUGGAUAUUUGAUUCCAACAGCAUAAUUGGGACAAACCACGAUAUGGUCUUAAGAGACCUUACUGCAAAUCAGACCGGCAUUUACACGUGCUUGGCAUACAACCGAAUAAACCAUUUAUGCCAUGGAGUUACUGGCAGCGUUGGUAUUGUUGUUGGUCCGAGAGCUCAACAAAUCGGACAGGCAACACAAGCGCAUACAACUACAGCUACCAUCCUAAGGAACGACCUGAUUGUAAUUAUAUGCCUUACGUUGGGUAUGACGCUCAUCGCUCUUAUCGUUGUCCUAGCAGCUUGUCGCAGACGGCCAUUGGCCACUACAGCUUCAUUCAAUAAAAAGAUUGAUGUUGAAAUCCAAACGGAUGUAGGAACGUCCGAAAACAACAGCCCAAAACGCGUGUACAAGUGCUUGGACGGACAGAUAUCAGUGGAGGAGGCUUAUGACGUCGAGUGGAUGACCCUGUGAAACACACACAGCGGCUAUGAUUAAACGAGAUUCACCAUCUCGAAUAAAAACAUUUAUUAUUUCAAACGUGCUUCAAAAUUACACGACAGUGCUCAUGGCGCAUAAUGACAUGUCUAAAGAUUGAGCACAAUCAUAUGGACUUUCAAAAUUACACGACAGUGCUCAUGGCGCAUAAUGACAUGUCUAAGAUUGAGCACAAUCAUAUGGACUUUCCUUUUUAUGCUUAAUACUUUUAGUUGCGAUGUGUUACUCCAAGCCAUAAAUAUUGUAUAAGUUGUGUAACAUCAAAUGAUAAUUGUAUAUACAACUGUAUAUAAAUAAUUAAUAUAUUUAUAUAUUAUAUAAUAUAUAUUAAAUAAGACUUAAACAUACGAUGCAAUGUGGGUUUUUUUGUGAUGAUAUUUAUGGAGAUGUUAAUAGAAAAUGUAUUGUUAAUGACGUUUUGAAAUAAUGUGAUAUCAUACGUGUUUUUUAUCUGCUGAUAUUUAUGGAGAUGUUUAUAAAGACGUGAUAUCAGGCGUGUGUGAUAAAGAGAAGGAAAAGCCGAGUCAUGCCAUACCUCGGACGAGUCUGAUACAACAAACCAACCAUUUAUUUUAUUGAUUAUGCCAUUCUUUAAAUGAAGUUUAAACGUAAAACCUAUUGAAAUGAAAUAAAAGAAACUUCAAAUAUUUAGCGAUUGACGUACCACAAAAUACGCAUGUAGGAGAGAUUGGUGACAUCAACAAGGAACAAUGUGUAUUUAACAUUUCACCAUCACGAAAUAAAUUCAGAUUAUGUUACAAAUUAUAACAUUUGAACACAAAUUUGUUCAUUUAGCAAACAAUCCAUUCAAUAUUGAAAUAUUGACGAUUACUCUUAAAACAGUUGACAUGGUAUGUCUGAUAAACUGAUGAGGGUCGGGGGAGCAUUAGAUAAUUAAUGAGUUGCAUGUUGAAAUGUGUAUCACGUACGAGACAUUGGCUUGCCUUGUGUAGCAAUGAUGCAAUAGAUCAGUUGAAUGACGUUUUCUCAAUCUACGAAGUAUAUGUUGGGCGAAAAUUGUGGGAGAGUAAUGACUGCAAGCAACAUCGUAAACACAAGAAUUACAUAAAUGAUAACAUAGAGAUGCAAUCACAAAAAGGAUAGCUCAAGAGUAACUGAAUUUAUCACAGAGGAUUAUUGUCGAUUGUGAAGGUUCAGGUUCGACUUGAAUAUUUAAACAUACACGUUAUUUUUACAGUAACCUUUUUAGAUGACUUCGUAUUGAUUUGAGUUAUUUAACAAUGAUUUUUUUCUAAUUAUGGCAUGUACUAUUUUAUGAAUCGUAUUGACUUGUACAAUUUUCGUGUUUCCUUGCCAUUACUGCUGAAACCAUUCCAUAUUUAUCAACGCUUUCUUUACCUGUGACCGACUUUGACCUGCAUACGUCACUUUUCAUCAAAACUCUGAUAGUACCAGCAGUUAAUCUUGUCCCGAGUUCAUCAUGAUUCUGCUUGCAACAGAUAAUUAAAGCUAUUAUGUUUCUUUUACCGAAUACUACUAUAACACGUAAUUGUGGUGUGUAGUGUUCGUUCUACGCGUCAAUAUGUUAGCAUUUAUUUUUUAAUUGUUAUUCCGCAAAGGUACAUCUGAUUUAGACCGUUUUAGAAAAAAAAAUUCUGUGUGAGGUUCGGUUAGCCCAAAUACUUUGCAUUAACCGUUAGUUGGCGCUUUUCCCAGAAUAUAACAUUGUACGUUUAUGAGAGAUUUAUGUUGUACGUUUCUGGGGUGUCACUGCAUGUUAUAUUAUAUUUAAAAGUAAAGGCCUUUUUGUUUGACGAAUUUAAAUACAAUAGUCAUACUGUUAUUUGAUACAUUCAGUAUUGACACAUAAUUUAUGAAGAAAACCUUAAAUAAUAAGGAAAAUACUAUACCAUGUAUUGUUAGUAAUAGCAUACUACAUGUGUUCUGCACACUGAUAUUGUUCGCGGUAUAAUUGUAAUACAAGAGUCAUACUGAGUAUACUAAUAAUAUAAGCAAUCCAUUCAAAUGUAUUGUUGUGAAAUUAUUCUUUUUUUACCAGAACACGAAAAUUACGGUAAGUGUAAAUAUUAAAUGUGUGUUUGAAUUAUUUGUUGUUUUUUCAUAUGUUCACUGUUCAAAACAUGUAAUAAAACCUUUAAUUAGAAAAUAAAUAUCGACUUCA